Plenodomus lingam JN3 is the source of this 927-nucleotide messenger RNA. Lineage: Eukaryota; Fungi; Ascomycota; Dothideomycetes; Pleosporales; Leptosphaeriaceae. The record is from RefSeq and is a predicted model, not a curated record.
AUGAGCAAAGCGACCAUACAAAUGUGCAUGUCCACCACCGGCUUCGGCGCACAUGCCCUGCGCUCCCUACCCCAAUCACAACCCUACUACGCCCAGCAGCCAUCGCCCACCUACUCGGUCAACGAUGCCCGCUCCGACGCCGAAAGCCAAGCAUUUGGCUCGCGACAUACAAACCACUAUGUCAGCCAGCAGCAGCAGCAGCAGCAACAACAACAGCAACAGCCCCGCCGCCCAGCUCCUCGCUUCGACAUGGACCUCAGAGGCCUCUUUUCACCAGACGAGACCGACAAGCGCUCGUUCAGUCGUGUAUCCAACCAGGUUCAUGCCAUGCAACCCCCUCCUCCCCCUUCCGCCAUCAAACUAGAACCCCCUUCCACCCCUUCCUCGCACCACAACCACCACCAACACUUCACCGCCGACCUGAAAAUCUCGCCUCAACUCCGCUCACACCAACAUCAACAUCAACAUCACGCUCAACACCCUCACCAGCCCCAUCACACACAAGACCAACCGUUUUAUACUCCUCCUUCUCCCCAACCACCACUCCAUCACACUCCAUCACAACCUCCAACUCAACCCUCACACCUCUCCGACCCUUAUCCACUUGCCGAUACCCACACUCUGUCUUACCAGGCCUUCAGUCCCCUCGCACACUCUGCUUUCGCAGACCUCGCCGCCGUCGGCUAUGAGGACUUGGAGUUUUUGAGUGAGAUGCGGGGGGGUCUUGGGGGUUCUGCUGGUGGCGGUGGCGGUGGUAAUGGUAAUGCAGAUGGAGAUGGGGUUGGGGGUCCGGCGGGUCCAACGGCCAGCGCAAUGCAGGAUUUGGGCAUGGGGUUGGGGUUGGGAUUGGGUGAUGGGACGCAUGAUUGGAGUGAGGGGAAUGGGUUUGACUUGUUUGAGGGGUUUUUUUUUGGGCCGGGGGGGUAG